This is a messenger RNA of Neoarthrinium moseri, 1449 nucleotides long. RefSeq lists its product as uncharacterized. NCBI's taxonomy places the organism in Eukaryota, Fungi, Ascomycota, Sordariomycetes, Amphisphaeriales, Apiosporaceae. The coding region runs from base 1 to 1449 and encodes 482 amino acids. The transcript has a single exon. The record is from RefSeq and is a predicted model, not a curated record. Gene Ontology annotation, molecular function: glutamine synthetase activity.
AUGGCCCCCGACAAAGUCACCGUUGAGACUCUGCCAGAGCUCCUCAAGAAUGACACCAAGGUUAAACUGGCCGGUGUCGAUGCCGAUGGAGUGCUCCGAGGAAAACUGAUCUCCAAGAACAAGUUCCUCUCCGUUGCCAAGUCGGGCUUCGGUUUCUGCUCUGUCAUCUUCGGCUGGGAUAUGCAUGACCAGACCUACUUUGAAGAGCUCAAGGUCAGCAACAAGGAGAACGGCUACCACGACAUUAUUGCCAUUCCCGACCUAAGCACCUUCCGGCGCAUUCCCUGGGAGGACGACGUGCCCUUCUUUCUGGUCAGCUUUUUCGACCCCGACACCGAGGAGCCCAUCUGUGCGUGCCCACGAGGCCUGCUGCAGACACAGCUGGAUAAGCUCAGGAAGCAGGGCUUUGAUGCCAUGGCCGGCGCAGAGUUCGAGUUCUAUCAGUUCAAGACUCCCCCGACCACCGCUGGCGAGUCGAACCCCUCGGCAGCUGCGUUCCUGCGCGACAAUCCGCCGCACGCUCUGCCUGCCUUGACGGAAGGCAUGUUUGGCUACAGUCUCACCCGUCCCAUCCACAACAAGGACUACUACUAUGACAUCUUCGACUCGUGUGCCAAAUUCCAAUGCGACAUCGAGGGCUGGCAUACGGAGAGCGGGCCGGGUGUCUUCGAGGCGGCGCUAGAGUUUGGGCAGAUUAGCGGUAUGGCCGAUCGAGCUGCUCUGUUCAAGUACGCUGUCAAGUCCAUUGGCACAAAGUACGGCAUCACGCCGUGCUUCAUGGCGAAGCCUCGACACGGUCUGCCCGGUAACAGCGGGCAUGCCCAUGUCUCCGUCGUCGACAAGGACAAGAAGAACCUGCUCUGCCGCGAGACCAAGGAUGAGAAUGCCCCGUGGUCCGACAUUGCCUACCUGAGUGAUCUGGGUCGCCAUUUCCUGGCUGGCCUAAUCGAAGGUCUGCCUUACAUUAUGCCCAUGCUUGCCCCCACGAUCAACAGCUACAAGCGACUUGUCGAGAACUUCUGGGCACCUGUCACUGUUUCGUGGGGUCUGGAGCACCGCGCUGCCUCCAUUCGGUUGAUUUCGCCGCCGACCUGCAAGCCUGGUGCAACGAGAUUCGAGGUCCGCGUGCCAGGCGCCGACACGAACUCCCACUAUGUGAUGGCAGCCAUCCUCGCGUUGGGCUGGCGCGGCGUGGAGAAGAAGCUGGAGAUCAAGCUUCCGCCUCUGGGCAAGGGCCAGGAUGUCGGCGGCGGCGCAGACCAGGGCGCUCGACUGGCCAAGAACCUGAAGGAUGCAACGGACCUGUUCAUGGCCAAGGACAGCAUUGCGCGUGAGGUGUUUGGUGAUGAGUUCGUUGAUCACUUCGGUGGCACCAGGCGCCACGAGAUCCGCCUGUGGGACGAGGCUGUCACCGACUGGGAGCUCAAAAGAUAUAUCGAGACUGUCUAG